AAAGUCUUGGCUCUCUCCCCCACAAGCAGCAUCUCCACCUCGUAGGCGACGAUGCAGUCGGGGUACUCCGUAUGCGACUCCAUCUCUCGCCGUUGAGCGAAACUUCGCCGCUGAGAUUUUCUGCUCCAUCUAAAAUUGUAAUAACGAAAAUAAUCAUGGCCGCACUAGAUUGCAGCCGGCGCGCCCCCUAUAGCUUCCAACUAUGAGCCCCUCACGCCAUUUUUUUUCUGGCCAUUACUUCAUAACUCGCAGACAUUCUCUAAGCCUUGGAAAUAUUUCAAUGUUGUUUUUGGUUUGAUGGAGUUUGAAAUUUUAUAGGAAAAAAAGAAAGAAUAAAAAAGAAAAAGAAAAAUCCAAGCCUUUUCCUCUUGAUAUUUUUCUUCUUCUUGCUUUCCUUUUCCUCUUCCUCUUGUCAUUUCCGGUUAGCAAGCAGCAUGCCAUAUAGAAUAGGUGUCGACGUUGGAGGAACCAACACGGACGCGGCUAUUUUGGACCUCAAGGCCCUCGAUGAGCCCGGACGGGGAGUCCUAGCAUCAUGGAAGGCAACAACCACCCCUGACAUCACCAGCGGUGUAGAAGCCGCCAUCAGAGAAGUCCUCGAUCAAUCCAAAGUCGAAAAGUCUCGCAUCCUCAGCGUGACCAUUGGUACAACACAUUUUAUCAAUUCUCUCAUCGAAGCUGAUGCCAGGAGACUGGACCGAGUCGCUGUGUUCCGGUUGUGUGGCCCGUUCACAAAGCAAAUCCCCCCCUUUUCGGAUUUCCCCCUCGGACUUCGCGGCAUCCUUGAUGGAGGCGUCCACUACUUAGAUGGAGGACUGGAGAUGGAUGGGAGAGAGAUAGCUCCCUUAAAUCCACGGCAAAUCCAGGAGGCGGCAAAAUCUGUUGUGGCUUCUGGCAUCACUGCUAUUGCACUGGUUGGGGUAUUUUCGCCGCUAGAUCAUCAUGGCAUCCAUGAAGAAGAGUGCAAGCGAAUUAUACUCGAGGCUGCUCCUGGGUUGCGGGUGGUCUGCUCCCAUGAUAUAGGACCUACGGGUCUUCUCGAAAGAGAAAAUGCAACAAUUCUUAAUGCUGCUAUUCUUAGGACGGGGGAGAAAGUGAAGCAUAGCUUUAAGCGUGCUAUGGCAAGCCUAAGGCUAACAUGUCCUCUUUUCCUUUCUCAAAACGAUGGAACCCUUAUCGAUGUCGAAACUGCCGCCAAGUAUCCCAUCAAAACUUUCGCCAGCGGUCCCACGAACAGUAUGACAGGAGCUGCAUUCCUCGCUGGACUCGACAACAAAUCUCCGUCUGCUUUGAACGACAGCGGUGCCGAUACUGAUGGUAUAGUCGAGCCCCAAGUACUGGUGGUUGAUAUUGGUGGUACUACAACCGAUGUAUGCGCACUGCUGCCAUCCGGCUUUCCGCGCCAGGCUCCCGGAUUCGUUGAAAUUGGAGGCGUUCGGACAGCCUUUUCAAUGCCAGAGGUUGUUUCUAUGGGUCUAGGAGGGGGUAGCAAGGUCGAAACUGCAGCCGAUGGCACAGUCCGUGUUGGUCCUGGCUCUGUUGGACACUUUCUUAAGAAGCAAGCCAAGAUCUUUGGCGGCUCAACAUUAACGGCAACUGAUGUUGUUGUUGCUCUUGGCGAGGCCGAGCUUGGAGAUGCCUCUCUGGUCAAGGAUGUUCCGGAUCAAACCAUUAGUCUUGCUCGACAGGAAAUCAAGAGAAAACUCGAAAGAGUAAUUGAUCAGAUGAAGGUGUCAUCUGCGCCGGUUCACGUACUCCUCGUCGGCGGCGGAGCUCUCCUAGUCAAAGACGGGUUGGAAGGAGUUGAUAAAUGCAUCCACCCUAUUCAUCAGGGUGCUGCUAACGCCGUUGGCGCCGCUAUUGCCAAAGUUUCUGGAGAGGUCGAUACUGUGGAAAUUCUCGAAGGGAAGAGUGAAAAGGACAUUCUCGACGCGGCUUGCGCGAGAGCCAUCGAUCAAGCCAUUGAGAAAGGAGCAUCUCCUGACGACGUGCGUAUUGUCGAGAUAAACAAAAUGCCUCUGCAGUACAUGUCUCAAGUCACCGUCAGAAUCCAGGUUCGCGCGGUGGGCAGGCUGGCUAUUCCAGACGAACCUACUCCGCCACCUACCCCUCCGGCAGGUGAAAAUCCAGAUUACAAGGAGGAAGAAGAGCAUGAGGAGGAAGAUGAAGGAGAAAAAGUCAGCGUGCCAAAUGCCCUUGAGCCGACUACUAAGCCGUCCCUACACGUAGAUUUAGAAACAUAUCGUCCAGAUGUACGGGGUGGGGUCUGGUAUGUCUCAGAAGUCGACUUGGAGCUUAUUUCUACUGGAUGUGGUGUACUUGGCACUGGAGGUGGAGGCUCUACUCAUUACGAGUUUCUCAAAAGCUUGCACGCACUGCGGACAGGUGGCCAGGGUAAAAUGAGGAUCAUUUCUCCCAAGUCGUUGGAUGAUACAGCUCAGGUGUUUUUCGGCUCAUGGUAUGGAAGUCCAAGCGUAAUCAAUGAGCGGCUGUCCUCAGGCAACGAGAUCCCGAGUGGCAUUGAGGCUUCAUCCAGGCUGGCGGGAAAAUCUAUCGAUGCCGUUCUUCCAGAUGAGAUUGGCGGCGGUAACGGGCUUUCAUCUUUUCCUACAAGUGUUCAUUUUGACAUUCCCAUCGUGGACGGAGAUGCAAUGGGCCGAGCAUACCCAACAAUGUAUCAUGUCACUUUCAGUGUAUACGGCCAGUCAUUAGUGCCUUGUGUUCUCACAGACGCUCGCAACAAUGUUAAUGUUGUCAUGAGUACGGACACACCUGAGCGGCUAGAGACGAUACUGCGUUCAUCGGCCAUCGAGCUUGGUCUGAGCUGCGCAGCAUGUGCUGCACCUCUCUCCGGUUCCAUCGUCAAGCAGUACGGAAUUCCUAAUUCUUUAUCACUGACUUGGUAUUUGGGCCGCGCGAUUCAUCAGGCGAGAAGGCAGAAGACAAGUUACAUCGAUGCGAUUUUUGCUGAGUGUGCUGGAAAAGUCCUCUUUAGCGGCAAAAUCGUCGAUGUUAAACGCUAUCUUGGAGGAGGCUACACCAUGGGAUCGGUCAUUAUCGCCCCUCUGAAUAGCGAAGAACGCGAUGCUGCAACUGCCAGCAAACAACAGGCCGCCCCAACCAGUCGACACAUGACAAUACCAUUUCAAAACGAGUACCUCUAUGCUGCUCUUACCGAUGCUCAAGGAUCAGAAGAAUCUCAAGAGAUUGUAUGCACAGUGCCAGAUCUCAUUUCGAUCCUGGGACAAGACGGCGAAGCAAUUGGCUCGCAGGAUCUCAGAUACGGCUUGCGCGUUAGUGUUAUUGCACUUCCUGCACAUCCUCUGUGGAAGAGCGAAAAGGGCAUCAAGGUGGGCGGUCCGGAGGGAUUCGGAUUCAAGAUGCCCGUUGUCGAAGUGGAUAAGAAGUUUACGGAAUCAAGGAGCGUGAUUGAUGAAUUUUCAACAUAGAAAGGGGCAAAGGGAUAGAAAUGUAUCCACGAUGGGAGUUAUCGUUUACCUGUAUUAUACUAUAAGCGAGUGCAAAGGCAUUGAUAGAUAGAUACCACAGCGUUUACAUCAUAUUAGCAUUUUUGUAUUUGUACAUCACUUCUAGAUUUAGUCUGGCGCGAAGACGUAUUAAUUAAACACUGCUGCUUUGUAUAGCAAUCUGUUUAGCAGCUUUUCUUUUUUUGAUCUUUUACUAAUUUUACUAUUUUUGCCAAUGAGUGACCGACCAUACCAGAACAAAUAGCACGUAAAUGAAUGACAAGAGUAGUUAUCAGUCUGUUCUGUCCACCAUUCAAUCAAUCUGUUCAUUUCCUUUAAAAGGCAUUCUCCUGGCGGCGAGUCUCAAAGACGUUCAGGGCUUCUUCCGCAGCCUUGACACCACUAAGAACCAUAGCGCCGAAGGUAGGGCC
Messenger RNA from Trichoderma asperellum CBS 433.97, 3898 nucleotides. RefSeq lists its product as uncharacterized. Gene Ontology annotation, cellular component: cytosol. Gene Ontology annotation, molecular function: 5-oxoprolinase (ATP-hydrolyzing) activity. NCBI's taxonomy places the organism in Eukaryota, Fungi, Ascomycota, Sordariomycetes, Hypocreales, Hypocreaceae. The record is from RefSeq and is a predicted model, not a curated record. Gene Ontology annotation, biological process: glutathione metabolic process.